AUGAAUGAUUCUAGGCAGCAGUCACUGUUCUUCAUCACCUUUCCAGAUUUACGCAAACUCUGUGCUGUCCGGAUAAUACUGAGUGAAAGAGUGGCAGAUACCGAAAUUAGGAGUACACAAAUGAAAAUGUGCAGGCAAUUGCUACUUUUACAUCAAGAUAUUCUUACAGCCCCUGUGCCUGGAAUAUUAAACCAAAUUUGGGUAGUGAUGGCGAUAUCAUUUUUUAAAGCUGGGAAUCUCAAUGCCUACAUUGAAAAUCAUGGAGCUAAGAUGGAGGCCCCACAACGAGUAAUUCCUGUAAUUCUUCAAAACUGCCUUUCAUAUUCAUUCCCAGCUAGACUUGCUCCAGCCUGGAACAGAAUGGGCUAUCUCUUGGUACAAGGAAGAGAUUUUCUUUCUCAGAUGGGAAAGCAAAGUGCUGUUGUGUUAGACAUCAAUGUAACAGAAACUUACAUUUGUCUGGGUAUAGAGGUUUGCACUAUCAGGCUGCCACCAGCUGAGCUAAAGGAGUUCGAUAUUUCUCAGAAUGUUUUACAAGAUUUUUAUGCCAAUCAGCAUGCUGUCAUUGAGAAACAUUCCAUUUUGAGCAACUGGUGCUAUGUUUUACCAAGUAUGAAAAUGGGGCAAAUUAUAAAUAUUCUCCAUGCCAUACCCCCUGAUAGUCCCUUUCACUCAUUCAAAGAUCUCCAGAUGCAUUGGGAUGACCUGUAUGGAUAUAAACUUCCAGAAGAAUGUGGAAAGAUGAAAAUAUACUGCAACAUCUACUUCAAAAUGAUUGGAGAAAGGACCUUCACAUAUCCUCUCACUUGCAUCAGAAGUCAGCCUGUUCAGUUCUUCCCAAGAAUAGAUUUGGAAGGUGUAUUAAAAAGUUUCCUUUCAGAUUUAAAAUCUAAACUGCCUCAUAUAUGUGGAUUUCCCAUAAAGAUGACAAAUAAACCAUGCUACUACACACAGGAACUCAGCAAACCUAUUAUACAGGAAAGCAAAGUCAAGCCACCCAAUCUGACCACUAAAAAACCAUUCAGGGUUUCUCUGACCCAGGUCAGUUCCACAGGACCUGCCUGGACUCCAAGUCUCCAACCGUGUUCAAUAUCAGCCGACCACAAGGGGGAGCCCCUCAGACUGUCACAAGCAGGUCCUUCCUCAGCUCCGCUUGGCCAGCCAGAGUCUGUGCAGGGCAGGAAGCAGCCCCUGCCUUCCAGGAUACCACAGCCACAGCUGGAAGAGGCACAGUCCCAGAGAGGAAAUGCACAAGUUCAACACACAAGUCUAAGCGCCAAUAGAAACAUCACCCCAAAAUUCAUUCCAGUUUUCAAACCUAGAUUGUCACAGAUGAACAAAAAUAUCUCAGCACUUAGCAACCUGAAAAGAAAUCAUGUUACAGAAUCUAAGUUGCUUUCACUUAAAACUAGUAUAACACAGGAAAACAAACUGAAAUUAGAUCCAGCUAUUAAAAAAAGGAACAUUCAGGUACAUGCUAGAAAAUUAAAUCAAAAUAGCUCCAGAUCUUUGCAAGAAAAAAAUAUGGAGCCCUCUGAGCAUAAGUCAAGAUAUCCCUCUUCUUAUGGACAAUCAGCUCUGAGCUUCACUGAGAGCAACAAGCUCACCAGCAGCGCGGUGAAUAUGCCAAAUAAUGAUUUAGGUGUGAAAAAAAGCACUAAUGAUAUCCAGGUGGACGGAAAAGACAACUUAACAAGGAGAUGCAUAGCACAAAUUAUAGGGAAAAGCCACGAGUCGCUAAAACUGAAAAAUAAACCACACAUUUUUGAGUCAGACAUAGAAACUGAAGGUCCCCAAAUACUGCAACAACAAUCAGCAAAUCAAACUGAAGAAGCCGAUAUUGGUGACCACAGAUUGACAGUAAGCCAAAGAACCCGCAGAUUGAAAAGAAAAGCUUGUCCAGAGUCUUCAAAACCUUUGAAGAAGUGUCAUUCCAACUCUAGUCACCACAAGGAAUCCAGCUCUUUGGGAAACCAGGUACCAAACUCAGAUAAAUCAAAACAUAAGAAAUCUCUCAUCAUUUCUAAGGCUUAG
This is a messenger RNA of Dipodomys spectabilis (banner-tailed kangaroo rat), 2034 nucleotides long. RefSeq names its product chromosome unknown C18orf63 homolog (gene CUNH18orf63). Lineage: Eukaryota; Metazoa; Chordata; Mammalia; Rodentia; Heteromyidae. Bases 1 to 2034 code for a protein of 677 amino acids. The record is from RefSeq and is a predicted model, not a curated record. The transcript has 12 exons.